This is a messenger RNA of Entelurus aequoreus (snake pipefish), 1485 nucleotides long. It is a transcript of the gene aqp12, whose product is annotated as aquaporin 12. The transcript has 4 exons. The coding region runs from base 532 to 1368 and encodes 278 amino acids. The record is from RefSeq and is a predicted model, not a curated record. Gene Ontology annotation, cellular component: cytoplasm. Lineage: Eukaryota; Metazoa; Chordata; Actinopteri; Syngnathiformes; Syngnathidae. Gene Ontology annotation, molecular function: channel activity.
AAUCUUACGCACUGUAGAUUUUGUAGACAAAUUUCCCCGUAAAAUGUCUCACUUUCGUGGAAUGCUAACAACCCCUGCUCACCAAAAAUGUAAAUAAUAAUUUUGGUAUUGGUGUUAUAACGUGUUCAGACACCAAUGUCACGUGAUAAAUAACGUUUUGCUUUGUAAGUUAAUUACGAGUAAUUAUGUUCGUUGCUGUAGUUUUAUUGUUUGCUUUCACUUCCACAUUCCACUCUUCCAUUCCACGAAAAGGAAGCCAAGGCUGACGUCUCAAUUCCGCGCACUUCCGCAAUUCCAUACAGUUUAGAGUACUUCAGUGCCUUCUCAAUACGCGCACUUCCAUCCAAACACGUGUUGAGUGCGUACCGCUGAGUGCACUGCGCAGCGCUGCCGGUCCGUACUGUGGAAGUACACUGAACAGAAGAAGCGGGGUCCAUGUGUAUUUUGGCAGGUGUUGGCGGGACACAACCCUGACGUGUCGCUUGAUAAGAAAUGUCUUUUGCGUGAGCCACGUUGUCAGACUCAGAAAGCAUGUCGGGACUCAACGCCUCACUCGGCUACUUCCUCGCCUGCGUGGCUUUCGCCGCCUCGCUGCGGCCGCUGCUCGGGAAAUGGCCUCGCUUGGCUUUCCUGUUGGAGUUCGCCUCCUCCUUCAUGCUGGUGGCGUGCCGGUUGGAGGUGCAGACCAUCGUGGAGGUGGGCGAGUGGGCCGGGGGGCUGGGGCCCGACGUGACGGCGACCGUCCUCUUCGCGGUGCUGCUGGCGCACGGCGUGGUCAGCGGGGACGCUUCGGGGAACCCCUGCCUGAUCCUGAGGAGGUUCCUGCAGCUGGAGGCCACGGCGCUGGACACGGUCCUGGCAGUAGGCUCCCAGUUUCUCGGGGCCCACCUCGCCAUCCUCGUGGCGGGGUACUACUGGAGCCUGGAGCUGACCGACAUGCACUUGAUCAAGAACUUGAUGUCCAGCGAGUGCAGCACGUCCCUGCUGGUCUCCUUGACGCAGGGCUUUUUCACAGAGUGCGUGUGCGCCCUGGUCUUUAACCUCGUGCACCUCUUCCUGAGACGGAGGUCCGCUCUCAUCCGGGUGCCUCUUCUCGCCAUCCUCCUCGCCUUCUUGGCCCACACAGCCAAAGAUUACACCGCAGCUUACAUCAACCCGUCGUUGGCCUACGGGCUCACUUUCUUUUGUCCUGGAUUCACCUUAGCGGAGUACGCCUUGGUCUACGGGCUGGCCCCUGUCACAGGAAUGACACUGGCGCUCCUCCUGUACAUGGGCCACAUUCCCAGGAUGUUUGCCAAGAACCUGCUGUCCUUUCAGAAGACACGUUCCAAAGUGCCCAAAGGAGGCGCAAAAGAGAAGAAGAAAUGAGCUUUUUAUUUUUAUUUUAUUUGUUUGAACACGCUCCCGUUUACAUGUAACAUGAUUAAUAAAAAAAUGCUACUAAAUGGGGAGUAACAAAAAAACAACAACAGGAUGUUUGCGAAU